AAAUUCACAUAUAAUCCUGAAAAUGUUUUGUUCCUUUGGCCUGUUUUGGUACUUUAUGUUAAAGAACUCUUUUCUUCUUUGGGAGUUGAAUAUAAUAUCUUGGAACUUGACCAAGUUGAUGAUGGGGCCAAUGUUCAAGAAGUGCUGUCAGAGAUCACUAAUCAGAAAACGGUGCCCAAUAUUUUUGUGAAUAAAGUACAUAUGGGUGGAUGUGACCGAACUUUCCAGGCACAUCAGAGUGGUUUAUUACAGAAGCUUCUUCAAAAAGAGUCAACAUAUGAUUAUGACCUCAUUGUCAUUGGCGGUGGUUCUGGUGGCCUUGCAUGUGCUCAGGAAGCUGCCAUUUUGGGAAAGAAAGUAAUGGUGCUAGAUUUUGUGGUCCCGUCACCUCAGGGUACAUCCUGGGGUCUUGGUGGUACUUGUGUAAAUGUAGGUUGUAUUCCUAAGAAACUGAUGCAUCAAGCUGCCCUUUUGGGGCAGGCAUUAAAAGACUCAAGGAAAUUUGGCUGGGAGUAUAAUCAACAAGUAAAGCACAAUUGGGAGAUCAUGACAGAAGCUAUUCAAAACCACAUUGGCUCUCUAAAUUGGAGCUAUGGGCUGUCUUUGAGGGAGAAGUCUGUGGCCUAUGUAAAUUCCUAUGGAGAAUUUGUUGAACGCCAUAAAAUAAAGGCAACCAAUAGAAAAGGACAAGAGACUUAUUAUACUGCUGCAAAAUUUGUCAUAGCAACAGGUGCAAGGCCACGGUAUUUGGGAAUCCAAGGAGAUAAAGAAUACUGUAUUACUAGUGAUGACCUUUUUUCUCUGCCUUAUUGCCCUGGCAAAACAUUAGUAGUUGGUGCAUCUUAUGUGGCUCUGGAAUGUGCAGGAUUUCUGGCUGGUAUUGGCUUAGAUGUCACAGUUAUGGUGCGUUCAAUCCUUCUUCGUGGCUUUGAUCAAGAAAUGGCAGAGAAAGUGGGUUCCUACAUGGAGCAACAUGGUGUUAAGUUCUUAAGAAAAUUUAUACCUGUGAUGGUUCAACAGUUGGAGAAAGGUUCACCUGGGAAGCUGAUAGUAGUGGCUAAAUCCACUGAAGGACCAGAAACUAUUGAAGGAGUAUAUAACACGGUUUUAUUAGCAGUUGGCCGUGAGCCCUCUACAAGGAAAAUAGGCUUGGAGAAGAUUGGUGUCAAAAUCAGUGAGAAGAGUGGCAAAAUACUAGUCAACGACAUAGAACAGACCAACGUGCCCCAUGUUUAUGCUGUCGGAGAUGUCCUGGAAGGUAAACUUGAGCUCACUCCCGUCGCUAUACAGGCAGGCAAGCUGUUGGCUCGAAGACUUUUUGGGGGUCAUUCAGAAAAGUGCAAUUAUAUUAAUGUUCCAACUACGGUGUUUACUCCUCUGGAAUACGGCUGCUGUGGAUUAUCUGAAGAGAAAGCUAUUGAAAUACAUAAAAAAGAGAAUCUAGAAGUAUAUCAUACUUUGUUCUGGCCCCUUGAAUGGACAGUAGCCGGCAGAGACAACAAUACUUGUUAUGCAAAGAUAAUUUGCAAUAAAGUCGAUAAUAAUCGGGUGAUAGGAUUUCAUAUUCUUGGACCAAAUGCCGGUGAGGUUACCCAAGGAUUUGCAGCUGCAAUGAAAUGUGGGCUCACGAAACAGCUACUUGAUGGCACUAUUGGAAUUCACCCCACAUGUGGUGAGGUAUUCACCACUUUGGAGAUAACAAAGUCAUCGGGACUGGACAUCACCCAGAAAGGCUGCUGAGGCUAGGCCUGCUGCUAUCUAGUCUCCCCGUCUAUUCUCAUUCCUUUCAAAGAUAAGAACGCUCUCAGACCCAGCGAAUCUGUGACCGGGGCACCUGCUCUGUUACAGGGCCCAGUGCAGGGCUUUCUUCACAGCACGUAGAUGAGAAUAUAGACAAGGAGACAGGCAGCAGCAGGCAUCUGCUCAGUGGUCUCAGCUGACGGGAGAGGCAGUUGCACUGCUUCCUUGACGUCUUAGCUCGGAACUCAUGUGAAGUGAGCUAAGACCAAUACUCUUCCAAGUCAGAACUGAGCUUUCUUCUCAAAGACCUUUUAAUGACAUAACUAAUCUAAGUCAACCUUUCUGGUUGAAAGUUUUUAUCUUUUUGCUUUGUUGUUUCUAAGAAAAUAUUUUUUCAGUUAUGAAACUAUAAAAUGGUGAUCUUCCAUCGUGUGGGCGUGGAAUUCUCACGGGGUCACUGGUGAGUGGUGUCUGCGGAAGUGCCCUCAGGUAGCUGGCUGCUUCCCCCUCCCUGGUUCCCUGAUGGUAACCACCUGGGAGCCAUUCUUCCCUUAGUGUCUCUAGACCGAGCAGAGUAUCUCAUGACAGAGAGAGAGGCUUGUGAUUCUUUUUCAUGUUGAUCUUAAGAGAAAUAUUAAAAAGUUUCACUGUAUUAUUUGAACUUUAUUUAAAGCUUUAAAAUGAUUCCAUCUACAAUCUGUUUAAUUAUAGUCAAGUUCAGUAAAUGACCAGGUGAUAUGAGACGAUUCCAUUUGAAUGUAUAGACCUGUCAGCAUCUGGAAGGCCCUUGCAGUGGAAGGGCCUAUCCAAAGUCCUUGAAAAAUCUUGUUUUCUUGAGGAACAUAGCACACAGCGGCCCAACUCAAGGCUCUUUUAGGUAGCACUUGCCUUAAGAUUGGAUAAUUCUAUGGUCGGAAUUUCUAAGAACAUGUUUUAAGAGAAAAAAUUGAAGCCAAUAAACAAUUAGGGAACUCAUUCUGUAGACAGGACAUUUUGCUACCCUCCCCAGAGGCAGAGAGUGGAGUGGGAAUAAGGACCCAAGAUAACUGACAUAGGAUCCCAUGACUGAGUUGCUUUUUCACUGGGUAGAGUAGAAUGUAACUGUCAAAAAAGUGAGGCAGGGUGUAGUAAUUGCCAGAACUGAGGUAGAAACAGCGUAGUGGGAAACAGGAAGAUGUUAUGAAUUUUCACUGGAUGUGAGGCAGGGGUGGGAUCACUGAACAGAGUUUACUGGAAGCAGCGAUAUUAGAACUGAAUCGUGAGGGAUGAAUAGAAUUUCAAAUACAUGGAGAAGGCUCUGAAUGACACUUUCAAUAAAUUCAACUAAAAUACUAGAUAAAAUCAUUUUUUAAAUGUUGUUCAUGUAUUUUAGAGCCACAUGCACAUACACAGCCACGGGUUUCCAGAACCCCAACUGAAAUGAAACCAGGAAGCAUAGAAGUCUUGAGUUCUGCUUUGCACUGGGCGUAGGAUAGUAAACUUAAAGCCCAGGCUUGCCCCAGGUGGACUUUCUAAUAAGACCUCUGUGUAAAGCUGGGCUCCCAAUGGGCUAUAACCCCAGUGGGAGGGUGAUUGAAAUGCACUUUUCCUCACAGAAGGAAGCAGCAAAGAAAUUUGCCUGUCUUCUCACUGGCAUGGGUGGGAGAAAAUAUUCCACCCCAAGAGUCUCUAACCACUGUGCAGGUUACAGACCAUUGGAAAGGCUAGUUAUCUUCCCUUAGUAAGGAGGAGAGAAGGCUUGGAUAUAAACCUCUGUAACUGGCUCCCAUUCCCUUCUUCCAUGCUACCUGUCUCCCCCCUCCCCCCCCCUUACUUUAUCUCUUCUCAUCCUUAUCUUUCCUCCUCUCCUGGAGUAAAGGUGGGCUCUAUAUAAUGGAGAGAGAUCCGUUUUUCCUGGAAGAUACACCUUGUAUGCACCUAAUAACAGAUGCUUACAGAUCUAUCUACAAGGAAAUGAACAUCCUCCAUUAUAGUAGAGAUUUUAACAUACCUCACUAAUUUAUUAGAUCAAACAAAAAAUACCAGCAAAGAUAAUUUUGAAUAGCACAAUUUACAAACUCGGUUUAAUGAACUUAUGAAGAAGACUGUCUAACAUGAAUACUUAUUCAUUUCAAGUGCACAUGGAAUAUUUAUGAAAUUUGCCAUGUACUAGUAGCUCAAAAAAUUUCAAAAGACUGGUAUCAUAUAGAGAUUUUAGCCAUGAGACUAACACUGAGAACCCAGAGACCUUAACAUCCAUACAGUAUUAUGGAAAGUGGAGUAUGGAGGUAUUGUGAGGUGAGUGAGAGGUUAAUGGGAGAUCAAGCUAGAAAGAGCCAGGGUAGAGCCAGGAACCAGUCACAAGAAGCAGGGAAUUAUGGGAAGAUCCUAAACUUUGAAGAAUAGUAGACUUGCGAAUGCCUAGCCCCACUACUUACUAGAUGCGUGAAAAAAUAAAUUAACUUUUCCUAUUCUUGA
This is a messenger RNA of Myotis brandtii (Brandt's bat), 4197 nucleotides long. RefSeq names its product thioredoxin reductase 3 (gene TXNRD3). Gene Ontology annotation, molecular function: flavin adenine dinucleotide binding; glutathione-disulfide reductase (NADPH) activity; thioredoxin-disulfide reductase (NADPH) activity. The record is from RefSeq and is a predicted model, not a curated record. The coding region runs from base 202 to 1740 and encodes 512 amino acids. Gene Ontology annotation, cellular component: mitochondrion; cytosol. Gene Ontology annotation, biological process: cellular response to oxidative stress; cell redox homeostasis; glutathione metabolic process. The transcript is spliced from 16 exons. Lineage: Eukaryota; Metazoa; Chordata; Mammalia; Chiroptera; Vespertilionidae.